GUGGCGCCGCCCGCCUUUUCCACCCCGGUCCCUCCUCUCUCCUACCUCCGGAUCCGCCGCCUCCACCAUCUUUUCCCUCCGGAACCGCCUCGUAGCUAGAGCUUACCCCAGUCGACGUCACCACCGGCCGGAACGGAAGGACCUCGCCGGUGUCUUCGCCGCAGAGCAAGCCGAUCCGAUCCACGCCAAGUCGCUGUCUUUGCCCACUUGGUGACAGAGAAUUUUCCGCCGCACGCAGCCUGAUUCAUGUGAACAAAGAGCUGCACCGAAUCGAAUCCAAUCCGGUUGAAGACUUUCUCGCCGGCCGACCGACGGACGGGCAUGGAGAUGGAGGGGGGCUCGCAGGGCGCCUCGCCGGCGCCGUUCCUGAUCAAGACCUACGAGAUGGUGGAGGACCCGGCGACCAGCCGCGUGGUGUCGUGGGGCCCCGGCGGCGCCAGCUUCGUGGUGUGGAACCCGCCCGACUUCUCCCGGGACCUGCUGCCCAAGUACUUCAAGCACAACAACUUCUCCAGCUUCAUCAGGCAGCUCAACACCUACGGUUUUCGGAAGAUCGACCCAGAGCGAUGGGAGUUCGCCAACGACGACUUCAUCAGGGGACACAUGCACCUCCUGAAGAACAUCCACCGGCGCAAGCCGGUGCACAGCCACUCGCUGCAGAACCAGGUGAACGGGCCGCUGGCGGAGUCCGAAAGGCGCGAGUAUGAAGACGAGAUCAGCCGGCUCAAGCACGAGAACAGCCUGCUCGUGGCAGAGCUCCAGAAGCAGGCUCACCAGCAGUGCGGGAUUGGCUGGCUAAUGCAGUCCCUGGAGGACAGGCUGAUGGUGAUGGAGCAGCGGCAGACAGACGUCGUGUCCUCUGUGCGUGACAUCCUGCAGAGGAGACGGGGUGCUCAUCAUCCAGGGCAACAAACCAUGCUGGAACUGGAGCCAACUGACCGUUUCAGCAAGAAGAGGAGGGUCCCCAAGAUCGACCUCUUCGUCGAGGAGCAACGGGUGCCGUAUCCGCGGGCGAUUGGCGACGAAACACCGGGCAUGAUCCAGGUGAACGCCGAGCCCUUUGAGAAGAUGGAGAUGGCCCUGGUUUCCUUGGAGAAGCUCGUCCAGAGGGCUGCUGCCGCUACACCUACACCCAGCACUGAUGAUCCAGCUCUUGGAGAUCUGCAGGCAGCACCAAUGGAGGCUGGGGUAAACCUUGAGCUCUCUCCGCCCAACAUUAGGCAUGUCCAUUCACCUCCAGAGCUAGCAGUAGCAGAGUCUCCAGGCUAUGCUGUGCAGAGUCCAAUGCUACUAUUCCCAGAUAUUCAACAAGACAAGCACAAGACCAUGUCCGAAGCCGAUCUGAGCUCUGAGGCCAGCACCACAGACACUUCACAGGACGAGACGACCGCCGAGACCGGAGUUCCCCGUGAACCGGCCGUGGCGGCGAACGAUCUCUUCUGGGAGCGGUUCCUCGUGGACACGCCCAAGCCGCAGUGCGGCUAUGCCUUCCAGGAAAGCCAUGAAUCAAAGGACGAUGUAAAGAUCGGCAUAGACUGCAACUGGUAUGGUCACCGGGACAAUGUUGAUCAGAUCACUCAGCAAAUGGGACACCUCGCUUCUGCUCAGAAGACCUGAUGGCUGGCCUACCAUUUCCACUGAUGUAUGGUCCGUCUGUAAAUUAUAGUUUAGCAUGUAUUACAUGUCCACAUACUCUAUAGGAAUUUUCGUUCUAGAUGCAUUUGUAUAUAUAGUUCUUCGUCACUGUACAGCUAGUCGCGAUGAUAUAAUUCUGUUGCCCAGAUU
This is a messenger RNA of Hordeum vulgare subsp. vulgare (domesticated barley), 1785 nucleotides long. RefSeq names its product heat stress transcription factor A-4d-like. Gene Ontology annotation, cellular component: nucleus. The transcript is spliced from 3 exons. The record is from RefSeq and is a predicted model, not a curated record. Gene Ontology annotation, biological process: regulation of transcription by RNA polymerase II. NCBI's taxonomy places the organism in Eukaryota, Viridiplantae, Streptophyta, Magnoliopsida, Poales, Poaceae. Bases 322 to 1617 code for a protein of 431 amino acids. Gene Ontology annotation, molecular function: RNA polymerase II cis-regulatory region sequence-specific DNA binding; DNA-binding transcription factor activity.